Molecule: messenger RNA, 1913 nt
Organism: Brienomyrus brachyistius
Lineage: Eukaryota; Metazoa; Chordata; Actinopteri; Osteoglossiformes; Mormyridae
Gene: bmp4
Product: bone morphogenetic protein 4
Exons: 4
Coding region: 489-1706 (405 amino acids)
Biological process (GO): SMAD protein signal transduction; negative regulation of apoptotic process; negative regulation of transcription by RNA polymerase II
Cellular component (GO): extracellular region
Molecular function (GO): cytokine activity; BMP receptor binding; growth factor activity
Source: RefSeq, a predicted model, not a curated record
UCUCAGAUGCCAGAACAGUUAGUGGCUUUCAUGUGUGCGCGACGCUGCGCUCCGCAGCUUCUGAGAAAGGAGCCCGGUGGCGUCCCAGUAAGAGCCGCCUCCACACUCCUCCGCCGAACGGCCAUCGGAUGGACUUUCGCGGUCAUGCGCGAAUCACACCGAAAGCACGGUGACUCUCCGGAAUACCAUUCGGUAGCAUCUUCGUGUCACUUCCUACGAUUUUCGACUUUUUGAACAUUUUCUGUUCCUUUUUCCCCUGGAUUUUUUUUCAUCUGUUGGAGAUUUACAGUUGUGCUCUUUUAUGUGAUAUAACUAACUUCGAUCAGACAAUUAACCCAUAUUCGGACCGCAACUUAUGGAUCGGGUUCACCCUGACGACCUCGAGCAGCCCCAGGGUGGCGAGUGACGUUUCCUCCAGGAUCGCGUCCACGGCCACAGUCUCACAAACAUGGACUGUUUCUCCCAAUUCUACUUCCUGUCGAGACAUCAUGGUCGUUGGUAACCGAAUGCUGAUGGUGCUGUUACUCUGCCAAGCCCUGCUGUGGGAGGGCACACAUGCCAGCCUGGUGCCGGAACUGGGCCGGCGCCGGGUGCUGGGCCUGCAGGGCCGCCUCCCGGAGCAGAACGACGCCGCCCUGCGGGAUUUCGAGGCCACGCUGCUGCGCAUGUUCGGCCUGCAGCGCCGGCCGCGACCCUCCCGCUCUGCCGUGGUGCCUCAGUACCUGGUGGAUCUAUACCACGCGCAGUCCGGUGAGGCCGAGCAGCCUGGCCCGCCCGGCGCCACUUUCCAGUACCCCGAGAGGUCCGCUAGCCGCGCCAACACCGUGCGGGCCUUCCAUCACCAAGAGAGCCUGGAGCAGGUGGUGGCAGACGAGUGGGCGGAUGUCGGUGGCAGCGACGCCCCCCUGCGCUUCGUCUUUAACCUCAGCAGCAUUCCGCCGGGGGAGCUGCUCUCGUCGGCAGAGCUACGGGUGUACCGGCAGCGGGUCCCGGGCGCGGAGCUGCACAGCGGCGACCAGCGGCGGCACCGCAUCAAUGUGUAUGAGGUGUUGAAGGUGGUGCGGGGCGGCCAGCUGAUCACGCGGCUGCUGGACACGCGGUUGGUGCAGCACGACACGUCAGGCUGGGAGAGCUUCGACGUGAGCCCUGCCGCGCUGCGCUGGACCCACGAGCGCGUGCCCAACCUGGGCCUGGCUGUGGAGGUGCUGCACCUCAACCGCUCGGCGGUCCAGCAAGGCCGGCACGUGCGCCUCUCCCGCUCGCUGCACACCACUCCCGAGGAGGACUGGUCUCAGCUGCGCCCCCUGCUGGUCACCUUUGGCCAUGACGGUAAGGGCCACCCGCUGACACGCCGGAGCAAGCGCAGUGCCAAGCCACGGGGCCGCAAGAAGAACCGCCACUGCCGGCGGCACCCACUUUAUGUGGACUUCAGCGACGUGGGUUGGAACGACUGGAUUGUGGCCCCCCCUGGCUACCACGCUUUCUACUGCCAGGGUGAGUGUCCGUUCCCGCUGGCGGACCACCUCAACUCCACCAACCACGCCAUCGUGCAGACUCUGGUGAACUCGGUGAACUCCAGCGUACCCAAAGCCUGCUGCGUGCCCACGGAACUGAGCGCAAUCUCCAUGCUCUAUCUGGAUGAGCACGACAAGGUGGUCCUCAAAAACUACCAGGAGAUGGUGGUUGAAGGCUGUGGCUGUCGCUGAGUGACGGACGCUUCAAUCACAGGCUUGCUGCCGAAAUAUCUCCACUUGGGCCCUUAUUUAUAAUUAGAUGUAAAAUUCUGUCGUUUUUUUUUUUUUGUUGACAAUAUGAUCAUAUAUUUUGACAAAAAUAUAUAUAUUUAUAACUACAUAUUACAAAUAAAUGUGCAUCCUUAUUUUAAACAUAAAUAAAAAGAGUAAAACAUUUUA